Molecule: messenger RNA, 4547 nt
Organism: Salmo salar (Atlantic salmon)
Lineage: Eukaryota; Metazoa; Chordata; Actinopteri; Salmoniformes; Salmonidae
Product: inactive phospholipid phosphatase 7
Cellular component (GO): nuclear envelope
Molecular function (GO): sphingosine-1-phosphate phosphatase activity
Source: RefSeq, a predicted model, not a curated record
GUAGUCUACGUCAUGUCCACGACUGACACGGCCCUAAGAGCUCUCAUUGUUUUCUAAAUAUUGAAUUUAUUUUACCUGACUCGCCGAGAUGACUAUGGAUUCGUUGAUUUCCUUUAAUUAACUCGACACUGUCUAGCUAGAAUUAUUUUCCGCAUUCUCUAAAUUCAAUCCAAGUGCCAGUGUUGUGCAGCGCGCGAAAGGGAUCUGAACGAUAGCCCAUUCCUAUACUUCGGCCUGAUUGUGUCUCGUUCGAUUGGCCCAGGCAGAUGCCAGUCAAGCCUCUUCAUGCCUGCAUGGAUCCCGUUGCAGGCUAGACACAGCAGCAUGGGCAGCGCGCAUUCCAACCGGCUAAAUAUAUCUGAUAGGGCCACAGGAGGGGAAGGACAGGGCUUUGCUUUGGACAUUUAGCCUUCGUGCGUAAAACGAGAAAUUGUCCUUCUGAAACGUAGUAAAGUUAGACCAAUCCAAAAUGCCCGCAAUUCCGAGUUCUAGGUCCAGGACGCGGGAUCGGAACAACGUCCUGAGCAGACCCGAGUUCAUGUCCCUGAAUCAGCCUCUCCGGUGCGUUAACUCUGAGACCCGUGGCACCGCAAGACGACCGGCCCAACCCAAACACCAAGCAAGCCAACCGUGCGACCCGCAGGAACCUACCGACAGUGCCAACAAGGAUCGGAAAGAGCCCGCGAAACUGCCCGAUGAGGACUGUAUCCAGCUGAACCCUUCCUUCAAAGGGAUAGCGAUGAGCUCCCUCCUCGCCAUUGACAUUUGUCUGUCCAAGCGCCUGGGGGUCUGCGCCUACACGUCGUCGUCUUGGGGCAGCGUUCGUUCCAUGAUCACUCUGUUGGCGCUUACAGGGCACGGCAUCACGUGGAUCUUUGGCACUAUCGUGUGUCUGACAAGGAGUAAUACGCUGGCCGGACAAGAAGUCUUGGUCAAUCUAUUACUUGCCCUCCUACUUGACAUCAUGACUGUGGCCGGUGUCCAGAAGCUGAUCAAACGCAAAGGACCCUGGGAGAUGACUCCGGGCUUCCUGGACUACUGUGCCAUGGACGUGUACUCCUUCCCGGCGGCCCAUGCCAGUCGCGCCGCCAUGGUAUCCAAGUUCCUGCUUUCCCACCUGGUCCUGGCCGUUCCACUCCGCAUCCUGCUGGUGCUCUGGGCCUUCCUGGUGGGCAUGUCCCGGGUGUUGCUGGGUAGGCACCACCUGACCGACAUGGCGUGUGGCUUCGCCCUUGGCCUGCUGCACUUCAGCCUGGUGGAGACGGUGUGGCUGUCGUCCAGCGCCUGUCAGACCCUCAUCUCUAUAGGGACCCUCAGCUGGAGCCCUUUCUAUUGAGGGCUAUCUAUCAAGGCCCUCAACGCCUGUUUGAAGCUGUAAAGCCUGGCUUUAUGAAGCCAUAUAAGUAAGGCCAGGAGUUUUUCCUGAUGAGAGUUUUUCCUGAUCAGGGCCUACUGUCUAAGGCUGCGUUAGACCUACAUAUAAGCUUUAUCUGUGAUGACAAUAACUUCUAUACACACAAUUAGGUCCUAUCUGGUUGACCUCAUUUACAGUAUUUGCAGUAAAUGUUAUUUGAGGGAGGUAAAUGUGCUCGUUGGAGUCAUUUUGAUCAUUGAUGCGUCACAGAAAGAAAAUGUGGUAGUGUUGAUAUUUAUUAAUAUUUACAAAGACUUCUAUAAUGUCUCUACCACCUUUUCUCUUCCAAGGACUAAUCAUAAUGCUUGAGAGCCCACACUGGCGUAUAUCUAAUGUUAUUGGUUCUCACUGCUGUCAGUUUCUUUAUUUUCUUUCUACCUAUUCCACCAAUCCUCACCUUCCUCUUUCUCUUCUGCAUCCUUUUCCUCUUUCCCCCAUUCCUUUUUCCUCCUGUCUGUCAACCUUUACCCCUUCUGUCUUUUGAAAUGUUUUUAAUUGUACUUGAUCAAAAUAUUGCCCAGUACUUUGAAGUGAUGAAAUGGUUUUCUAAAGGUUUUGAAAUGUGUCCACACAUGAUUGGUCCAUUUGCAGAUUAAGAAAAGAGAUGUUAGGAAGCUCCUUGAUUUCCUUUCAAUUAUGUUGUUGGUAUGUUUCUGCUGGAAACUAUCAAUUGUUAAAACUACCAAUUGUUGAGAUGGACUGGACUCCAAAUGAAUAUAAUUCUGCUGUCAUUGAAUUGGGCUAUUAUGUCAAAUAAAUGAGAUCAUUGUUGUCUAGAUCAGGGAUUUUUCUACUGGGUUAAAUAUUUAUCUUAUCCAAAUAAGUUUCAAAAGUAGGAUUUGAUUAGUUUGAGGCUAGCAGUUUCAUCAUAGAUGUGUAUGUGUAUUCCGUAUUGUUUGCCUUCCCUGCAGCAAUAAGCAUUAACCAAACAGACACUGUCGGUUUGGUAAUGAUGCUGAUUUCAUGCCUCACUGACUGAACAACAUCUGUGAGAAGUCAUCUCCAUCAGGCCUGGGCUUACCAUUGACACUGUGUUUGUGUGUGUAUGGGUGUGUGUGUGACGUGGGUCUGUGUGUGUCUGUGCAUGUGUGUGUGCAUUGCUUGCAUGCAUGCAUGCAAGAUCUCUUAUGUUUGUGCCUUUGUGAGCCAAAUGUAAUGUAUUUUGGAGGGUUAAGUCACUGAGUAAACCUAUGCAGUCUGGGUAAAGUCAUGAAUGUUCACUGAAGUGUACAAAAUAUGUAUUAUACCUGAUAUCUUUAUAAACUCAGCAAAAAAGGAAACGUCCUCUCACUGUCAACUAAGUUUAUUUUCAGCAAACUUAACAUGUGUAAAUAUUUGUAUGAACAUAACAAGAUUCAACAACUGAGACAUAAACUGAACAAGUUCCACAGACAUGUGACUAACAGAAAUGUAAUAAUGUGUCCCUGAACAAAGGAGGGGUCAAAAUCAAAAGUAACAGUCAAUAUCUGGUGUGGCCACCAGAUGCAUUAAGUACUGCAGUGCAUCUCCUCCUCUUGGAAUGCACCAGAUUUGCCAGUUCUUGCUAUGAGAUGUUACCCCACUCUUCCACCAAGGCACCUGCAAGUUUCCGGACAUUUCUGGGGGGAAUGACCCUAGCCCUCACCCUCCGAUCCGACAGGUCGGAGGCCAUGGCUCUUUGCUGGCCAUGGCAGAACACUGACAUUCCUGUCUUGCAGGAAAUCACCCACAGAAUGAGCAGUAUGGCUGGUGGCAUUGUCAUGCUGGAGGGUCAUGUCAAGAUGAGCCUGCAGGAAGGGUACCACAUGAGGGAGGAGGAUGUCUUCCCGUAACGCACUGCGUUGAAAUUGUCUGCAAUGACAACAAGCUCAGUCCGAUGAUGGUGUGACACACCGCCCCAGACCAUGACGGACCCUCCACCUCCAAAUCGAUCCCGCUCCAGAGUACAGGCCUCAGUGUAACGCUCAUUCCUUCGACGAUAAACGCGAAUCCGACCAUCACCCCUGGUGAGACAAAACCACGACUCGUCAGUGAAGAGCACUUUUUACCAAUCCUGUUUGGUCCAGCGACGGUGGGUUUGUGCCCAUAGGCGACGUUGUUGCCGGUGAUGUCUUGUGAGGACCUGCCUUACAACAGGCCUACAAGCCCUCAGUCCAGCCUCUCUCAGCCUAUUGUGGACAGUCUGAGCACUAAUGGAGGGAUUGUGCGUUCCUGGUGUAACUCAGGUAGUUGUUGUUGCCAUCCUGUACCUAUCCUGCAUGUGUGAUGUUUGGAUGUACCGAUUCUUUGCAGGUGUUGUUACACGUGGUUUGCCACUGUGAGGACGAUCAGCUGUCCGUCCUGUCUCCCUGUAGCGCUGUCUUAGGCGUCUCACAGUACGGACAUUGCAAUUUAUUGCCCUGCCCACAUCUGCAGUCCUCAUGCCUUCUUGCAGCAUGCCCAAGGCACGUUCAAGCAGAUGAGGAGGGACCCUGGGCAUCUUUCUUUUGGUGUUUUUCAGAGUCAGUCGAAAGGCCUCUUUAGUGUCCUAAGUUUUCAUAACUGUGACCUUAAUUGCCUACCGUCUGUAAGCUGUUAGUGUCUUAACGACCGUUCCACAGGUGCAUGUUCAUUAAUUGUUUAUGGUUCAUUGAACAAGCAUGGGAAACAGUGUUUAAACCCUUUACAAUGAAGAUCUGUGAAGUUAUUUGGAUUUUUACUAAUUAUCUUUGAAAGACAGGAUCCUGAAAAAGGGAUGUUUCUUAUUUUGCUGAGUAUACCUACUGUAUGCUUUCAUUCACAUAUUUCAUUUAUUGGUCUUCUGCUGAUAAUCUCUUUUGGCUGUUUAUUUUUGUUGUGAUAUUAUGGACUUGGGAACCAAACUAUUUAAGCCGUAGCCUUUUUUCUGCCACAAAAAAAAUAUAUUUAAUUGGGUUGGACCUGUAUGUAUAGAUACAAUAUUGCAUUUGUGCAAGUCAGCAUGAUUUGUUUUGCACAAGGAUGAUAAAAAAAACUCAUAUUUUCAUGCAGUGUUUCAAUUUAUCCAGUCUAAUUUACAAAAUGAAGAAGAUGGAUCGAUAGUCUUUGUAAGAUGUGGACUCUGAAAAAGUGGAAUGUCUUGUUCAGUAUUUCCUAGGUUGUUUAUGCAUGCUCAUAAAUACACCAUUUGCCAUGA